This is a messenger RNA of Papaver somniferum (opium poppy), 1197 nucleotides long. RefSeq lists its product as uncharacterized. Lineage: Eukaryota; Viridiplantae; Streptophyta; Magnoliopsida; Ranunculales; Papaveraceae. The record is from RefSeq and is a predicted model, not a curated record. The transcript is spliced from 10 exons. The coding region runs from base 594 to 911 and encodes 105 amino acids.
CGUUCUCUUCUCUGAUUAUUAGGGUUCCGCUACUCUGAUUUCAGAGAACUUAUGAAGUCUCAAAUCAGUAAUCUCUUUGAGAUUAAGGUCGAACGAUUUACUGGUUUCAGAGAUCUCAAGUCCCAAAUCAACCCCUAAUCUCAAAUCCGAGAACUGACCUAGCAUCGCCGUUCUCCACCAUGAUUCGAUCUAUUAAUGGAAGUAAACUCAAUCCACCAUGAUUCGAUCUCAGCUGUUGGAUUAUAUUUUUGGAUCUAUAACCAUCUUCUUCGAUCUAUACAUAUUUUCUUUCUCCCAUCUCACUGUGAACCAUUUUCUUCUUUAGUCUUUUACCGUAAAUUCUCAUUGCUUUUGUUUUUUUUUCUAUGUGCAGGUGGAGAUUAAUAGGUUAAGUGAAGAUCUAAUUCGAUUGAAGAUCAGGUUGCCAUCACUAAACCUUGAAAUUGUAAGAGCUCUAGCCAGAGAUAUCGGCUGUUGAUAUGUGGUUCAAUGGCUACAUCGACUUGGAUGCAUACGAUACACUGGAAAUGAAGCUUAAAGGAGAAGGGAGAUGAUAUAUAUUUGUCGGAAAGGAUCUUGCGUCAGUGUCCACUAUGCUCCCCACUAACAAUAACGAAGAUUUGACUGCAUCAACAACUACUCUAGUCCCAGUAAACAACAGUGGGAAUUUGGAAGAAAGGCUUGCACCGACUUCCAAUAGGGUCUCCACAAAUAACAAAGUGAAUUUGAGGAAAGGGCCUGCAGUGACUUCCACUAGGAUCCCCAUAAGCAACAAGGAAAAUUUGGUAUUUGAAGGGAAAGGGCCUCCAUCGACUUCUAUCAGGGUCCAGAUAAAGAACAAUGAAAGUUUGGGAAACUCUCCUGCAUCAUCUUCUGACAGAGCCAAUUUAAACAACUACGAACCUUCGUGAUUGUUGGGGAAAUUGCUAACUUUGUGACUUAUAUAUGCAUUUGGCCCAACUAUUGUGGUAACCCCUCUUGGUGCACUUAGCAUUAUUAUCAGGCACGAAACAAGUUCAUUUCCCGAGUUGUGUCAUAUUCCCUUGCACUGCUGCACUUGCAAAACAUAGAGUCUCUUAUUUUUUGUUCAGCAAUUUUUUUCUUUUUGAAUUUGUUGUAAACUUCAUUGCUUAGGUAGUUUGGGUUCUAAAGCAGGGUUGAUUUGAUUUUGUUGGAUUAAUUUGAUUUUCAAAUGAG